Messenger RNA from Dendroctonus ponderosae (mountain pine beetle), 1135 nucleotides. RefSeq names its product thioredoxin-like protein 1. The transcript is spliced from 5 exons. Lineage: Eukaryota; Metazoa; Arthropoda; Insecta; Coleoptera; Curculionidae. Bases 115 to 972 code for a protein of 285 amino acids. The record is from RefSeq and is a predicted model, not a curated record.
UCACAAAUUAAUAUAAGGUUAGGUAUUUCCGUCAGUCAUCAUUAUUCGCUACUAGCAGUGAAUGUUUGAAUAAACUAAACUGUUAUUUUCAUUCGUUUUUAAUUGAAUUGUAAAAUGGGUUCGGUAAAAGAAAUAACCGAUGAAGCCAAUUUUCAGGCUGAACUGUCUAAUGCGGGCACCAAGCUCGUCGUAGUGGAUUUUACAGCCACUUGGUGUGGGCCCUGCCGAACGAUGAGCCCAAUAUUCGAGCAGUUGGCUGCCAAAUUUCCACAGUCUGUGUUUUUAAAAGUUGAUGUUGAUAAGUGUCAGGAAAUUGCAGCUGCACAAGGAGUAUCAGCAAUGCCCACAUUCAUUUUCUUCAGAAAUAAGGUUAAAAUAGCCCGAAUGCAAGGAUCUGAUUCAGCCGGGCUAGAAAGUAAAAUUCAACAAUACUCUAAGGCUUCAGAUGGUGAGGAAGGCGAAGUCGUUGCCGGACAAAUGGACUUAUCUCCGUUCAUCACCAAUUCCGAAUGUGAAUGCCUUAAUGAAACAGACGAUCAUCCCCUCGCUCAUGCUCUGACUUCGGGGGGUGGAUUUCUGCAAUCCGACUGUGAUGAACAAUUGAUAAUUUCCAUUACUUUCAAUCAGUCGGUGAAGAUUCACAGCCUAAAGUUUAAAGCUCCUGCCGACAAAGGUCCAAAACACGUGAGAAUAUUCAUUAAUCAACCUAGAACAUUAGAUUUCGACUUGGCGGACGGUUCUAACAGCGUUCAGGACUUGGUGAUACCGCAGGAAGACUUGGAAGGAAACCUCGUUAAUCUGAGAUUUGUUAAGUUCCAAAACGUCCAGAACAUUCAGCUAUUCAUCAAAGAUAACCAAUCAGGAAGCGAUGUUACCCAAAUUGACCAUUUAGCAUUCAUUGGAUCUCCCAUUAACACUACAAACAUGGGGGAUUUCAAGAGGGUAGCAGGAAAAAAAGGAGAGAGCCACUGAAAACACAAUCGGAUUGUAAUGGAGUAAAACUUGAAAAUUUCCCUAUUUCGUAUAGUUUCUAUCAAGUUUAAUAACAGUUUAAAUGCGUAAUUCUGUCGAGACUAAAUAAUUUUUUAAUCAUUAAAAAGGACAUUGUCGCCUUAAUAAAGUUUAUGUUAAUUUA